AUGUCGACCAGCGCCGCCUUGCCCUCCGGGCAGUUCAUCACGAGCAUAGGCGGAAAGCGUUGUACGGCUGUGCCCCGAAACAUCACAAGCACCGGCAGCUCCAACGGCAGCGCCGCGACUGCGACGCUCUCCUCUUUCUCCUCAUCCUCCUCCUCCUCUUCUUCCCUCGCACCCUCUUCGUCCUCCUCCUCCAAAAAAGCUGCCGAGACGACGACGAGUAGCAUCAUCAGAAGCAGUACCACUAGUGCCGCUGCAAUCAGCAAAAGUACACAGGCAACGGCCAACGGGGCCGCCAUUCCUGCCCCGGCCGUGAUCGAGGCAUCUACUCAGAAAUCGACAGCUACUGAUAUCUCGUCAUCCGUACCUGCUCAUGCCCCGUUCGCUGCCAUAACACCUGUUGGUACCGUGCAGUCCAGUCAAACGGAUAGCGGCGUCAUAGCCAGCCCGACUGCAGCUUCGGCUACAUCCGUUUCCGUUAUCGUCACCUCGACGACACCAACGGCGGAGGCAGACGUUGGUCAGACAAGCAGCUUCCCACUACUCUCGGCCACGUCCAGUACACCCCAAAGCAACCCCUCCAGCAACCCCUCCAGCAGUACGGCAGUAGCCGCUUUCACCACCGACGGCGGCGAUGCCUCGUCCUUUAUCACAUCUGUCCAGCUUAGUACAACCGAUGGCGCCUCUUCCACAACAUUAGCCGUAGUCACAACUACGAACAGUUUGAGCAACAGCGGGGCCAGUGCAGGCUCGUCAACUCUGAAGAGCACUUCAUCGAAAACGAAUUCAAGCAAUACCGCAGCUGUGGUUGGCGGCGUCAUUGGCGGUCUGGCAUUGCUGAGCCUGGUGGCACUGCUGCUGUGGCUAUGGCGGCGCCGGUUGAGACAGAAGCGCCGAAGCACACUGCUGACGCCGUUGUCGGCGGACCCGGCAGUAGCUGCAGGACGCGGAAGACAGCGUGAUCAAGCAGGCCAGGUCGGUGGCGUCAGCGAAAAGGGUGCCUACGAGAUCAACCGCGGCAGCAUUGGCCCGACUCCGGUAGCUACACGCAUGAAGGCUUCCAUCACCUAUAACCUACAGCAGGCACGCAGCCGGGUUGAAGGACUGCUGAGUGGUGGCGGGCGGACCAUGCUCCCAGGGGCAAGAGGAACAUCACCGCAGCCGAGCGUGAACAUGAACAGAGGCAACUCACAGUUCGGCAAUGACAAUAUGGGAAGUCGCAAAGUCGGGUUGACUCCUCUCGACCGCGCCAAGGACUGGUGGAGCCGUAUGGCGAACAAUGCGAGCAUUCGUCUGCGACAGAUGCGUGGUGAAAACGGCGGCGGCAUGUACAAGACAAGCGCAGGGGCAGUGUCCGUGCGAGGCACUGCGCCGUUGGCAAGCGGAAAUGGCAGCCAGCAGCAGCCUGACUUUUUAACGCUGCUGGGUAUGGACGAGAACGAGCUGUCACGGGCAGCCCAGAACAAGCGCACCAAGAAGCGGCGCUCCAAUGGCGGCAGCAGCAGCAGCAACAACUUUCUCGGCCCCCUCAGUGUCGACUAUUCGAACAACCCGUUUAGCGACAACAAUGUGCUGGACGGCAGCCCAGCAGCUGGCCAAGCUACUACUGCAAGCCGGAAUCCCUUUUCGGACGACUACGCUGCCAUGCCCACUUUGCAACCCAAUACGUACGCGGCCGGUCCGAGACGUUCACGGGGACAGGCUGCAACGCCAUUGCCACAGCCACUGCCACCGCCGCCUCCGGAACCGGCUUCGUCCAGCAGAGAACCUGCUUCUCGUGCAUCCAGCAGUACAGUUGCUACCGUUGACACCCGCCGCAACCGCUUCCGGUCCGAUCCAUUCGACCUCGAGCGACCCGAGCGACUACAGGUGUCGGGAGUGCGCGAGCCGAUGCCGGCUGCGAUGGCUGCGACACCGUCUACCCUGGGCACGUUUGGCGGCCAAAAGCUGGGCGGGCAGGCCGGUGUGCGUAUCUCCGGCAGGAGCAGGAGCGAUAGCCGUCCUGCCAGCAGCACGUACACACGCACUGCCAGCUUCACGAGCAAGUACUCGAGCGGCGCAAGCAUGUACGGCUGGAAUGAGCCCGGUCCAGAUGUCGGGCCGGUAACAACGCAAUGGGACGACGCUGAGGCAGAGAAUAGUGGUCUCUCGAAUAAGAGAAAGAGCGAGCUGCAACGGAAUCACAGCACCGGCAGUGGCACCAGCGUGGGCAAGGCUUUAUGA
Molecule: messenger RNA, 2220 nt
Organism: Grosmannia clavigera kw1407
Lineage: Eukaryota; Fungi; Ascomycota; Sordariomycetes; Ophiostomatales; Ophiostomataceae
Exons: 2
Coding region: 1-2220 (739 amino acids)
Source: RefSeq, a predicted model, not a curated record